CUCUCUCUCUCUCUCUCUCUCUCUCUGUGUCCCUGAAGGCUGUGGGAUAUCAGAAUUGAGAGGCCAUGGGGAAAUCAUCCAAGCCAAAACCCCCAGGUGUGUUGGAGGCUGUGGAGGAGAUCAUGAGGGUCUACAGGUCUCUGCCACCUAGGCCUUCCAUAGAAGAAGUGGUGGCAGCCGUGGCGGUCAUCAGGUCAGCAGACAACGAGGAGGAGAUGAGGAUCGAGGAGAUUGGCAAGAUGCAGAAGCCUCCAGACGUGCCAGAUGAGCUCUUCUAUGUGUUGCAGGAGGUGAGGAAGAACCUGGUCCUGUUGCAGGCCCAGGAGCAGAGGAGGGAGGCCAUGUAUGUGGUGGAAUUGGACAAGAGGUUCCAGGUUUUUGAUGAGCUGGUGCAGAGGGCCUCCAAGCUGGUGUCCUCGGAGGAAGGUGAAGGGGGUGGUGAGGAGGAGGAGGAGGAAUUCAAGGCUAGGUAUGAUGUGAUGGUGCGUAGAACUGGUAGAAGUUUGAGUUCGGUCAUGGAGGAGAAGGAUGAGAAGAAGGGGGAGAUGGAUGUUUCCAAUGGGCAAGUGUUUUCCUCCUUGAAGUCUGAGGUCCCUUCAGAAAAGUUAAGCCUCAUUCAAGUCGCAAGCCUAAUCGAGACUUCAGCAAAGAAUGAAUUUGGAGUUCUUGACCUCCAGGGGAAGUUGAUGGACCAGAUUGAGUGGCUUCCGGUAUCACUGGGAAAACUGCAAGACAUCACUGAGCUGAAUUUAUCGGAGAAUCGAAUCAUGGCACUUCCACCCUCUGUCGGGGGCCUGAGGUCCUUGACAAAGCUUGAUGUCCACUCAAAUCAGCUUAUUAACCUACCCGACUCAUUUGGAGAACUCUGCAAUUUAGUUGAUCUCGAUUUGCAUGCGAACCGACUCAAGUCUCUUCCCCCAUCUUUCGGGAACCUUACGAGUCUAGUUAACCUUGAUUUGAGUUCGAACCAGCUGUCCGCGCUUCCAGACACAUUAGGGAAUCUGACAAACUUAAGAAGAUUGAAUGUUGAGACGAAUGAGCUCGAGGAACUUCCUUACACUAUUGGAUCGUGUACUGCGCUCGUUGAGCUCAGGUUGGACUUCAAUCACCUGAAGGCACUGCCUGAGGCAGUCGGAAAGCUUGAAUGCUUGGAAGUCAUUACAUUGCACUACAACAGAGUGAAAUCAUUGCCUACUACUAUGGCUUCGCUUUCUAAACUGAAAGAACUCGAUGUUAGCUUCAACGAGCUUGAGGCGAUCCCCGAGAGCCUUUGCUUUGCCACUAGUCUAGUGAAGUUAAAUGUGGGAAGGAACUUUGCGGAUUUGACGGCAUUACCAAGAUCAAUUGGGAAUCUAGAGAUGCUAGAAGAGCUGGACAUCAGCAGCAACCAGAUAAGAGUACUGCCAGAUUCUUUCCAGCUCUUGACAAAGCUUAGGGUGUUCAAUGCAGAUGAAACUCCUCUGGAAGUGCCACCAAGGCAUGUGCUAAAAUUGGGAGCUCAGGCUGUUGUUCAGUACAUGGCCGAUUUGGUUUCAGCGAGGACGAGGAGUGUCGAGCGGGCUGGGGCGGCCGGGCGAAAGGGCUGCUGGUUCAGGCUGUGUUCACUAUUCCGACCUCGAAGGAAGAAGGAGAUGACAGGCUUGGUUCCUGUAAAAGCAUGAAUCCCAAAUUGCUGUUUAUGAGCCCUGUACAUGGCUGAUCAUUUAUGUUUGUUGUUUGAAUACAUUAUCUUCAUGUUCGAUCCUUUGUGUUAUCAUGAAUAAAGAGACAAUAAUUACAGGUCUUUUGUAUUCUUCUACCUUUAGCAUGAUUGUUGCCUUUUUGACAGCA
Molecule: messenger RNA, 1830 nt
Organism: Musa acuminata subsp. malaccensis (wild Malaysian banana)
Lineage: Eukaryota; Viridiplantae; Streptophyta; Magnoliopsida; Zingiberales; Musaceae
Product: plant intracellular Ras-group-related LRR protein 5
Molecular function (GO): protein binding
Source: RefSeq, a predicted model, not a curated record